AUGCGUAGCUACAAGAUGGUUUGUUUACUUGAUGGGCCUUCUGUUCAGCCCAACGACGGGCUCGGAAUCACGCCGCCAAACUAUCGCCAGCAGUCCCACGCGUCCAGUAUCCAGCCAGACCGACCUGUGGCAGAUGGAUUGAUGGCCUCUCUAACAUCCUAUUACGAGAUCCUUGCGCUCCCUCCAGCCCUCCGCGCCGAGUUAACGCUCCCGGCGCGAACCCUUCGAACUGCGUACCGGCGUGCCCUCCUGCAGAACCACCCCGAUAAAUCGACCUCCCAGACUCCAACCUCCGCAUGUGCCCCUAAGCAAACGAUUUUUUCCAUCGAUCAAAUUACGAGAGCCUACUCUACUCUUUCGAAUCCGAAAACGCGGAGGGAGUAUGAUAAAGAGCUGAAGCUGCUGUGUGUAGGUGGAGGUGUCAAUAAAGAGGGAGGGGUAGAGGGACAAAAGGAGUGGCGCACGGGCAUCGAGACGGUAGAUUUGGACGAUUUGGAAGGGGGAGAUGGAAAUUCAGGCGGGGAGCAAGAGGGAGACGCGGUUUGGUGGAGAGGGUGCAGAUGUGGUGACGAAAAGGGCUUUCUGAUCAGCGAGAGCGACCUGGAGGACGCGGCUUGUGAGGGGGAAGUUAGUGUGGGCUGCAGAGGCUGUAGUCUUUGGUUGAGGGUCCUGUUUGGGGUCGUGGAGGAUGUAGAUGGGGCCAACAAGAAGGAGGAGGGCGUGGAGUGA
This is a messenger RNA of Drepanopeziza brunnea f. sp. 'multigermtubi' MB_m1, 729 nucleotides long. RefSeq lists its product as uncharacterized. The record is from RefSeq and is a predicted model, not a curated record. NCBI's taxonomy places the organism in Eukaryota, Fungi, Ascomycota, Leotiomycetes, Helotiales, Drepanopezizaceae.